UCCAUUCAAAAUAAAUCCCAGUGCACUAAAAGCUAAGGUUUCGCGAAGGAUAAUGGAACUAGCAGAGCCCAGGGAAUUCCUUGACAAACACACACGUGUAUUUAAAGUGUCGCCGAGAGCAUUGCGGGCAAGGAUUACGCCCCAUCUGAGGGAACUAGGGGUGUGUUCAGAAAUGCAUCAAGCCAAAGCAUCAGACGUAUUUAUUUCUAAACUAUAAUUGAUGGAAAUGUCCAAUAUGCGCAACCACGGUUCAUUGCCUAAUUGGAACUUAGUUGCGUAAAUAGGGCAUUUCCAUCAGCUAUAGUUUAGAAGUAAAAGAGACUGAUGCUUUGGCUUGAUGCAUUUCUGAACGCACCCUAGCUAAGCCGAGGACCUAUGAUACUGGUCUAUAUCGGAGUUAAUUGUUUUUUUUUUUUUGCUUUUAAUUAAAGUGCAAAUUAUUGCAUGCGAUAUAAAUCAAUUUUAAGUUAACAUUUUUAUUUAAUAAAAAGUUAUACCUAAGUUAAAUGAGAGUUCUUAUUCCAUGUUCAUAUAAGCCUACUGGCAAAGGGCCAAUGCAUUUUUCAUCGUAUCACAAAGAUUUGAAAUGCACUGACUAAUUACCGAAAGUAAUUAUGGAAUUUGAUUUCUGCACAAGACAAAUUAACUCACUACUGUUGCAAAAAAAAAUGCACUUUGACUCAGACUCAGUGGACGAAAUUAGUUUCACUUGAGUCACUUUUUCACUUGUUUCAGUUUCAAUGCUCUUGAAAGUCUACAAUAGAAUUUUUGGUUUCUUUUUUCAAAAUACAUACAUAAAUAAGUUGUGAAACACGAAACAAAAUUUUUAGUGCAAAAUAUAUAAAAAUACUUCAUAUAAAAAAACUAAGAUGCAUAAGGUUUCAAAGAGUACAAAAUGUUGUCCUACAUUUGAUAAACUGCCCGAAAACAUAAGUUGUUUUUUGCCGGGUAUAAGCAAGAGUUGGCAACGACUAGUGGAGCGCCACAAAAAUAUGUUCACGAAACGCAAGCGAAUACUGCGAAUGGCUCAGCGGACAAGGCACUUGAGGGGAGAAUUCAUACCAAAAUGUCCAUGUAAAUAUAAAAAGCCAAUUGAAUUUGUGCGAGAAACACCCAUGCGAACACGCACUGAACAAUUAGCCCUGCCGGGUGUGCGAAAGCUGCUUUUGUUCAAGAAUAGAGUGAAGGAUUUUUUUGAACCUUUAAGAAUAUUGGGGAUAAAUCGUUUAAUACGUCUAAGCCUGUUUUCUGUGUAUAGUCGCUUGAGUAAUAUACAACCGCCUCAGAAAAAAAUUCCAAUACAUAAAUGGGAUGACACUGAAUGGAAGAAUCACACGAAAUAUCUUCAAAAAUUGGCGAAGCCUAAAAAAGAACCCAAACAGCCUAAACUACCAGUUAAAAAAAAGAAACCUGAAGAGAUGGGCCGAAUUAAACUGCUGGCACUACCGAAAACCCGUGAAGAACCAACAAAAGAACCUUGGUUGCUUACUCCAGGAAUGAAAUUUUACAAGCCCACGGAACGAAUACUGAAAAUCGCGCAACCAAAAAUGUUUGAUGAGUCUGCGAUUAUUCAAAGUUUGCCCAUACCGGUUAAUCCUGCUGCUUUAACGCAUAAAGCUACAAAACGUACUAAAGAGUUGGCUACUGCCCGCGAGAAAGGUGUAGCCGAAUCAGACCUCAAGGAGAAUCCUUUCUCAAUAUCACCGAAUGCACUGAAAGCGCGCGCUACUGCACGCAUCAAGGAGUUAGCAGAACCAAAGGAAUUUGACAAUGCUCAUAUUCGGGAAAAUCCAUUCGCAAUCUCUCCGGCUGCACUCAAAGCCAAGGCAUCACCUAGGAUUAUUGAACUGGCACGACCAAAAGGCAGUUAACUUGUUUUAGUUCCUUGUGAAAUUGUUGAAGAAAAUAAAAUUUGUAUACGUAUUUAAAUAAUUUUUCUUUUAGCGUAAUAUGAGG
Molecule: messenger RNA, 1956 nt
Organism: Rhagoletis zephyria (snowberry fruit fly)
Lineage: Eukaryota; Metazoa; Arthropoda; Insecta; Diptera; Tephritidae
Product: testicular haploid expressed gene protein-like
Source: RefSeq, a predicted model, not a curated record